Molecule: messenger RNA, 2415 nt
Organism: Lachancea dasiensis
Lineage: Eukaryota; Fungi; Ascomycota; Saccharomycetes; Saccharomycetales; Saccharomycetaceae
Source: the annotation of a GenBank genome assembly
AUGGACUACGUCACGCAACCAACACAACAGGCCACUCAGGCUACACAAAAAUACAUAAUUGACAAGUUUUCGCAGGAACAAAUCGACGAUGACAUUGUCUUCCGAGUGAUCUGUACUGCAGGCCAAAUUCCAAUCAGAGACCUGCGAGCAGAGUUACGAGAUGUAAUGCGCAAGAGCGAAUCAAUAAAAAAAGUCUGGACUUUCGGGAGAAAUCCGCAAUGCGACUAUCAUCUAGGCAACACUUCGCGGUUUUCCAAUCGACACUUCCAAAUCAUGCUCGGUGAAGACGGGAAUCUGCUGCUGAAGGACACAUCGACGAAUGGAACGUGGCUCAAUGGCGAGCGCAUGGAGAAAGAUAGGAACCAGCUGGUGAGCCAGGGUGACGAGAUUACUGUCGGAUGGGGUGUUCCGCAAGACGUCGUUAGUUUGGUGAUUUUCAUUAAUGACAAGUUCAAACAAAGACAAGAAAUGGCCAAACUUCAGGGCUUCCGAGUGACCGGUAGAGGUCCCGAUGGGUCCAGAAAUACAUCGCCAAAGAUACAACUCACAGGAAUACACAAGGACUACUCUAUCAAAGACGAGGUGGUAGGUCAAGGUGCUUUUGCCACGGUCAAGAAAGCCGUAGAAAGACGCACGGGCAAAACGCACGCGGUAAAAAUUAUAAACAAGCGCAAAGUUCUUACGAAUAUGGAUGGUGUGACUCGGGAAUUAGAAGUGCUGCGACGGCUGGAUCAUCCAAGAAUUGUGAGCCUUAAGGGUUUCUACGAAGACAAAGACAGCUAUUACUUGGUGAUGGAAUUCGUCUCAGGAGGCGAUCUUAUGGAUUUUGUAGCGGCCCAUGGGUCUGUUGGUGAAGAUGCUGGCCGUGAGAUUACCCGUCAAAUUCUGGAGGCAGUGAAGUAUAUUCAUGCCACUGGCAUAAGCCACCGUGAUCUGAAACCCGACAAUAUUCUAAUCGAGCAGGAUGACCCAGUGCUUGUUAAAAUCACAGAUUUUGGACUGGCCAAGAUCCAAGGUAAUGGAACGUUCAUGAAAACUUUCUGCGGCACACUCGCUUAUGUGGCACCAGAAGUGAUCAGCGGCAAAACCUCAGAGGGAAAAGAAAAUAAUUCGUAUUCCUCUAUGGUAGAUAUGUGGUCAAUCGGCUGCCUUGUGUAUGUCAUAUUAACCGGCCAUCUUCCCUUUAGCGGAAGCACUCAAAAUGAACUUUACAAGCAAAUUUGCGCAGGUUCCUACCACGAGGGCCCACUGAAGGACUACCGAAUAUCCGAUGACGCAAGAGAUUUUAUCGAAUCCUUCCUUCAAGUAAAUCCUAGAGAACGCAUGUCUGCGGAGAACGCACUGCGACAUCCAUGGAUUCUAGCUGCUCAAGAUUCAAAUGUCGUGGACUCUCAAAUAUGCCUGUCACAGUCAAUGUCCCAACAACGGGCUGGGGAAAGUGUCAGCGAUGCUCAUCAACAGUUUUUGAAUAUACGAGCUUUGGAAAAGCAGAGAGGAGUCCAAGGCAACCACGGCGCCGAAGAAGAUAUGGAUGAGAAUCCUUCGCAGCAACCAGUGUUCAAGGUUCCAGCAAGAGCACCCAUCAGGUUUACACAGUCAUGUGUGCCGGAGGAUUCCAGGCCGGACAGUAUCAAGCAGGUGCGUACUGCCAAUUAUGACAUGAACUACUCUUCCUUAUCCUCCAACGCCGAUAACCAGCAUGUUGCCCUACCAAUCCCUCAAAGCAAAGUAGACUCUAGCGAACUGGAUUUCAACGAAGAACAUGCAGUGUGCAUUAACGCUGACGGCCCACCGACCUCAGGCGGGAAGUUCAUAACUCUACGCUCUACAGCUCGAAGUUCUCUCAAGGGCAUAAUCGACAUCAAGCAAGGUGUCAAUCCGUUUUUCAUUGGCCGGUCACAGGAGUGUAACUGCCAGAUAGAAGACAGUCGACUGUCGCGGGUGCACUGCUUUAUCCUGAAAAAGAGACACCCUAUUGGGGAUAGCAUCCACGAGUCCCCCGCACAGGGUUUGGAGGAUCUGUGGUACUGUCACGCGGGGACAAAUCUCAGUUAUCUCAAUGAUGUGCGCCUCACCCAAGGAACCAAAGCGCUACUACACGAGGGCGACGAGAUCAAGAUUAUAUCAGAUAAGGCCAACGGUUUUGUGAUUUCUUUUGUCAUGGAGAUCAAUGACAGUACCGGUCUCUUUAACCACGGCAAACUUUUUCCUGGAGAACAACGUAAAGUUGAAACCCAAGGAAGUGAUGAGAAGAUAUUGCCUAAAAUUUUGACCCAGCCCAAGGGUCUGGCGGACAGCCAGGACGUAUCAAAGCGCGCGCUGUCCAUUAUAGCAAGCCAGGAUCCCGGCAAAAGAGCCAAGCGUGCCAAGUUGAACAAAGCCGACAACGUUCCCGGUCAGGUACAAUUCACAUAA